Molecule: messenger RNA, 264 nt
Organism: Diceros bicornis minor
Lineage: Eukaryota; Metazoa; Chordata; Mammalia; Perissodactyla; Rhinocerotidae
Product: late cornified envelope protein 3D-like
Exons: 1
Coding region: 1-264 (87 amino acids)
Biological process (GO): epidermis development
Source: RefSeq, a predicted model, not a curated record
AUGUCCUGCCAGCAGAAUCAGCAGCAGUGCCAGCCCCCUCCCAAGUGCCCCUCACCCAAAUGCCCCCCAAAGAGCCCAGCGCAGUGUUUCCCUCCAGCCUCCUCCGGCUGUGCUCCAAGCUCUGAGGGCGGCUGCUGCCUGAGCCACCACAGGCGCCGCAGGUCCCACCGAUGCCGACGACGGAGCUCCAACUCCUGUGACAGGGGCAGUGGUCAGCAGUCCGGGGGCUCCGGCUGUGGCCAGGGCUCUGGGGGCUGCUGCUGA